UCGAGAUCGGAAUCGGGACCGAAACCGGGAUCGGGACCGGGACCGCCGCCAUGGCCCAGCUCCGCCUCACCGACUUCUUCGGCCAGACAAAAGCGACCACCGGAGCCCCGGCCAAGCGCAGCGGCGGCCGCGGGCUCAAGGCCGCCCUCGGCGGUCCCCCGGUGCACCGGGAGGAGGAGAAGGAGGAGGAUGGUGCCCCGGCGGGGCUCAGCGCCCGCUCGCUGCCGCUGCCCGGCCCCCUGCGCACCCCGGCCCGCGGGGGCUCCCCGGCGCUGCGGGGCCUGGCGGGCAGGAAGCGGAGCCGCCGGGAGAUGGAAGCGGAGUCGCCGCUCGGGGCCCGGCUCGGGGAACCGAGCGGGAAAUCGGCGCGCAAGAGGCUGGAGCUGCCCCGGGAUGCGGAGCCGGGGUCCCCGGGAGCGGCCACCAGCUCCUCUCCUCUGGCCACUCCUGGACCCCCAACACCCCUCUCACGGGACCUGGCAGUGUCCCCCCCGGCCACCACCAGCGUCCCCCCCGGCCGUGGGCAGGACACGGGGACACAGGGGACAGGCAGGCGCCUGCAGCGGGAGGACGUGGCCGAGCUGCGGGGCCGCCUGCAGAGGAUGAAGGUGCCGGGCCCGGUGCCCUCUGUGCCCAGCGGGACCAGCAGGGACCUGCGGAGCCGCCUGGAGCGCGUGCGGCAGCUGGAGCUGCGCGUCCGGCAGAGGAGAGCGGCCGGCGGGGACACCGGGGCCGGCGGGGACACCAGGGAGAUGGCUCCCAGGGACACCGGGGAGGCAGCUCCCGAGGGAGAGACCGGCCAGAAGCCCCCGGCGUACCAGCGGUUCCACACGCUGGCCCAGGACCUGCCCCCGGGGCUGACGCUGCCCUACAAGUUCCGGGUGCUGGCAGAGAUGUUCCGCAGCGUGGACACCGUCACCGGGAUGCUCUUCAACCGCGCCGAGACCGUCACCUUUGCCAAGGUCAAGCGCAGCGUGCAGGACAUGAUGCGCAGGCAGUUCGAAGAGCGGCACUUGGGGCAGAUCAAGGCCGUGUAUCCCAGCUCGUACCGGCUGCGCCAGGAGAAGAACGUCCCCACCUUCGGCAGCGGUGGGAAGAAGUCAGAGUAUCAGCUCACGCUGGAGCCGCUGCUGGGGGAAGAGGAGAAGGUGAAUGGGCGCCCACACCUGUCGGCGUCACGGCUGCUGGAGCGCCGGAGGGAAUUCCACCGCAACCUGGUGAACAUCGUCAGGGAGCACCACAAGGCAUUCCUGGCUGCUCUCAGCCCUCCCAUGGUGGUGCCAGAGGAGAAGCUGACCCGGUGGCAUCCCCGCUUCAACGUGGAUGAGGUGCCCGACAUCGCCCCCGCGGAGCUGCCGCAGCCGCCGCAGGAGGACAGGCUGAGCACGGCCCAGGAGGUGCUGAGCACGGCCCGGGGGAUGCUGAGCCCCAAGAUGGAAAAAGCUCUUGCCAACCUGGCCCUGAGAACAGCCGGAGCCAGUGCGGAGGAACCGACGCCUUCCCCAGCCCCGGCCCCUGCCAGCACCCCCAGCGCGCUCAAAGGGGUGUCCCAGGGGCUGCUGGACCGCGUGCGGGCGAAGGAGGCGCGGCGGCUGCAGGCGCUGCUGACGCGGGACGCGGCGCAGGAGCGGCGCGCGGCGCGGCUGGCGCGGCUGCCGGCCAUGGCGCGCGUCCUGCGCGGCGUCUUCGUGGCCGAGAAGAAGCCGGCGCUGGCCAUGGAGCUGCUCUGUGCCCGCCUGGCCGACAGCUGCCCCGAGCUGGUGGCGCCCGGUGAGAUGGAGGAACACGUGCGGCUCCUGGCGGAGCUGCUGCCCGACUGGGUGGGCAUCCACGCCCUCAGGACGGACACCUACGUCAAGCUGGACAAGGAGAAGGACCUGGGCCUCGUCACCGAGAGGCUCAACAGGGCGGCCAAAGAGGCUGGAGCUCUCUGAGCCCUGCAAGGGUUGAGGGUUUUUUUCUGUGCAAUCUCCUGGAAAUGUAGCAAAUCCCCACAGCGCUCUGGGUGCUGGGGUGGGCUGGAGGGAGGCUCGUCCUCGGGGGGCUGAGGAAGGGCAAAAUGCCUUAAUUUAACUAAUCCUGUGGUGGGAUCCGUGGGGGUUGUAGGUCCCUUAGUCCUUGAGCAAUCCCAUGUCCUGGGGUGGUGAUGAAAGCGACCUUAACCUGAGGAACCUUUUCCUCUCCUUUCCCGUGUUCUCCUGAAGGUUCAAUUUUGGAGGUUUCUUCCAUUAACUGGGUCCUGGUGGGGUGAAGGCAGCACAGGGCAGGCUGAGAGGGUUGACAAGCAGGAAGGAGCAAGAGAAAAAGUCACAAAUCGAUGUUUUUGGAGCUUCAGGCCUCGUUCUGUUUUUAAGGGAGGGAAAAUGCAUCUUCCAGUCCUCGCUGGAAACAACUGCAGGACUUGUCAAAACAUAUUUGUAUUAAAUGUUUUAAAUAUAGUUGACUUGUG
Prinia subflava (tawny-flanked prinia) is the source of this 2449-nucleotide messenger RNA. RefSeq names its product chromatin licensing and DNA replication factor 1 (gene CDT1). Gene Ontology annotation, molecular function: DNA binding; DNA polymerase binding. Gene Ontology annotation, cellular component: nucleus. The transcript has 10 exons. Gene Ontology annotation, biological process: mitotic cell cycle; DNA replication preinitiation complex assembly; DNA replication checkpoint signaling. NCBI's taxonomy places the organism in Eukaryota, Metazoa, Chordata, Aves, Passeriformes, Cisticolidae. The record is from RefSeq and is a predicted model, not a curated record. The coding region runs from base 51 to 1934 and encodes 627 amino acids.